CCAAAUGUUGCGCAACAUCGCUCGACUCGAGCGCGCGCAUUGGCUUUGUUGCAAAAAUGAAUCUAUAUACAUAUACACGAGAGAUCUCACGAAUACUAAAAUAAAAUAAGUAUUUCAGUAUUGCUGACAGCAGUUCGUACACCAAGCUCCUGUGAUUUUUAUUCUCGUAACACAUAUGUGCUAAACAUAGCAGACGUGAGAUCUGAAAAAUUGUUAUCUAAUAAACGUUGUUAUACUUCUCGAAAAAAAAGUAUAAUUAAAAUCUACUGGCAGUAACGGAUCGAGUGAAAUUUUUUCGUAACGUAGCAGCAGAAACGUCUUUAAGUGGAGCCGAUAAGAGCAGGGUCACGGUGAUAAUUGAGACUAUUCGUACGGUUUAAUUCUAACAGAGUGCAUCGAGUUUGCCGACAGACCGUGCAGAAGCGAUCACAGCGAUGGCCUGGCUGAAAAUCUUAUCGUGUUACAUUCUGUGCACCGCAAUAGUUGUCACUGCACAGUACACGAGCGAUUCCGAGUACAACGAUUUUGAUUUCUAUGAAGAUUUGUCAACGGACCGCUCGAGAAGUUUUAAGAAAGAAUACAGCGUCACGCAGGAUGAUUUUUACGUCGCGAACGAUUUCGACGACACAGAAAAUCAAGACGGCGCGUAUCCUGGCUCGAACUUGGCUGCUUUCGGACACAACGUCGACUCUCUUAAGAAGAGUCCCUUCGACAAGCAGUUUGAUUGGUACAAAUUGUCCGAGAGAGUUUACAGAUACACCAAGCACCGAAUUCCCGGGUACGACUACGACGAGUUCGAUUACGUGCGUUACAGGAAUGUUCAGAAGUGCGACGACAGAUCGAUCUGGACGCAUUGUCUCUGCCAAUUCACGUGCUCGAGGCCGGACAUAGUGGACUGUUACACGCCGUGCAGAAGCGGAUGCGAGUGCAAGGAGGAGUACGUUUUUGACGAGAGAACGCAGAGAUGCUUGUUACCCGAGGAAUGCUCGACGGAAGACUACAAUUACUAACAAUAGGCUUUAUAUCGACGUAUAUUUGCGCUCUCAACAUACAUUGAGUCACUCUUCCUCGCAAUCGCGGCAAGUAAAAUCGACUGUUGCGACAGCCGACAAUUUCCCGAAA
Molecule: messenger RNA, 1122 nt
Organism: Vollenhovia emeryi
Lineage: Eukaryota; Metazoa; Arthropoda; Insecta; Hymenoptera; Formicidae
Exons: 2
Coding region: 435-1010 (191 amino acids)
Source: RefSeq, a predicted model, not a curated record